CAAUGUGGGAAAGAGGUUUGGAACGCACGUCAACUUCCGGUCACGAAGACUUUGAGACGCAGGAUGAGCAUGUGAGGGUUUUUGGGUGGAACGCAAGAGUUUUGUGACUGGUCCGGAGCAGCUGGUCUGAGCUGACAGGUCCAGGAUGGAAUCGGGCACGUGGCAGGUAGUCAGCAAGAAAAAGGCCAUGAAGAAGUCCUCCCGGCUAAAGGAAAAUCCAGCUGGAUCUGAGCGGCUUCAUAACUUGGAUCCAGACAUGGGUUGCUCUAAUGUAAUCAAGCGAAUUAAUGAAACCAUGGCAGAUUUGCGAGCGUCUGACUUUUGGGACUCUUGUCAAGGUUGUCUUCUCAAAUUUCCAGAUAUAUCACCAGCAACUUCAGACGCCAGCAGUAUUAAUGAGGAGCUCAUGAAGAACCUGCACCUUGAGGGCUCCAGGUCUACCUGCAUUUCUCUCCAGUCCUAUGACUGUGUGUGCUAUGGUCUGGGAAAUUUUACGUCCUGUGUUAUAUCUCGACAUCAAAUGGCCUUCUUACUGCUAUUCCUGGAACAAUUUAAGAUCCCCAGACGCCAGUGCUAUGUUUUUGAUCCAGUAUUUUCUCCAUCGGAGAUUGCUGUACUGCAGGACCUAGGGCUGACCGUUUUGCUGACAAACGAAGAGGGUAAGCACGCCGUCCGUAAGCCCACCGUCUUCUACAUGCCGCAUUGUGGAAAGGCGCUGUAUAAUAACUUGCUCUGGAGGAACUGGUCGGGUGAUGCUUUGUCACAAAUGGUCAUUAUAGGCAACAGUUUCAAAGGGAUAGAAGAAAGAUUGGUUUCCAGAAUCCUCCAGAGAGAUUACAUUUAUAUCUAUAAGAGUUUACAGGUUGUAGAAGAAACGUCACUUCCAGAGAGUAUUCACUAUAGCGAUGUUUUCAAUGACACCUCCAUUCAUAGCUUCCCGACUGCAAAACUAAAAUCUUUUCCUAAGGAAACGUGGCAGUCUCAAGAUGAACCUCAAUAUCAAGACUGUGAGGACCUGGAAAUCAUUGUCAGUCCCACAAGAUAGCGGGUGGGCGAUCAAGGGAAGACAUUGCGUGCACCAGUAAAAGGGGCUUCUCUGGAAGUGGGGGCUGGUUCUCUGCACCAGAUGCAUGGCCACCAGUGCACAAACAAGAUGGAUCCCUUCGUACACACAUGAGCCUACAGAGGGAAAACCAGUGUAUGGCUGCCUUCUCCAUAUAUGAAAUUAGUUUAUAAUGUACAUUUUUCCCGUGAACAUACGUCUGAUAAUCUGUUUUAUAUUCUAACAACUUAAAAAGAAAUUAAAUUUAUUUAAAGGGGUUGUCCAACAGAUACAAAGGGGGCAUAAUAGGUAAAAAUAAAGCUAAAACAAGUAAUACCUCACGGAUCCCCCACCACUGCAUACCAAUUCACAUGCUGGUCUCUGCACUGCAGUGGUGACCCGCCUCGGCCAGUCAUUUCCUGCCUGUUAAGAGACACGAGGAGCUAAAGACAAGUGGGACACUUGGUAACCAUAGAAUGGCAGAAGUGAGGGAUCAGUGUGGUGUCAUUACUACUUUUUGUUUUGAACCCAUUCUGCCCCCUUUUUGCAUUUCUUUCAGCCGCUGGACAAACCCUUUCUUUAAUUAGUUUUUUUUUACCUUGAAGUAUUCUCAGUUGCACACUGGUAUUGUCACUGUUCUGUAGAAUGUUCUAUCAGAAAGCAGCGCUGGGGGGGGAGGGUCUGGUGGCUUCUCACCCUGUUGUGAUUUGAUUAAAACAUUUCACUUAU
Molecule: messenger RNA, 1771 nt
Organism: Bufo gargarizans (Asiatic toad)
Lineage: Eukaryota; Metazoa; Chordata; Amphibia; Anura; Bufonidae
Gene: SRRD
Product: SRR1 domain containing
Exons: 8
Coding region: 146-1045 (299 amino acids)
Biological process (GO): microtubule-based process
Cellular component (GO): cytoplasm; nucleus
Source: RefSeq, a predicted model, not a curated record